CAGCUCCGCAGCAAAGUCUCCCAUUACAGGCGCUCAAAAUGCGUUUCAUCACCCUUUUCGCUGCGUCUCUCGCUCUGGGCAGUGCAGCUGCCGCCCCCGCAGAAACUUCGCUUGAGGUGUUUGUUGAAUCAGCGGGGGAGAUGGUUCUCAAUCCUGCCAUGUACACUACUGAGAACUUUACCGCCUCGGACGGCGAGACUUAUGAGAUUACCUAUCUCUCCGAGCUCCCGGACCUCGAGACCCGCUCGACGCGAUCCGCCUUUCAACGCCGCCAACAGUCGAGCGACGACCCGCAGAACCGAUGGCGACCUGGCACACGGUUCCGGGACUCGUGCCCCUUUGGGUCCAUAAACGACGACACGGGUCCCAACGCCCCGACCACAGGCCGCUGCGCCGCGGUGCGGGACUGGUGCGCCAGCAACCCUGGCAAUUGGGCCGUGUUCCCGCAAGACGGUUCCCCGACGCGUUUCUACCCGCUCAUUUCGAGCGGCCGGGCCGGCACAACUGCGUGCCACUUUGCGGUGCGGGCUGACGGCGCGCUGACGCAGAUCGGCUCCGACGACGUGCGCGACUGGGCCAGGGAGUCUCUCAACCGUUAUAGGCGCACUUUCAACGGCGUGGAGCGCGUGCGUUCGUACGGGAGCACUGCGACCUGCAUCGGGGUCAGGCCCAGGACUUUGUGGUGGAAGCUCGAUACGCUUCAGGGUAUUGGUCAGUGAAGGAAGGUCUGCGGGAGUGUCAACUAUCCGGAGGAUUGGGGUGUGUUGUUAUGAGGGAGUUUGCAUGAUGUGUGAUUUAUUGACUGGCUUGGUCUCAGUAUUUGAGUGGUACCAUGUGGUUUCGAGACCGGAAGCCGUUGGCUGG
Molecule: messenger RNA, 864 nt
Organism: Pyricularia grisea
Lineage: Eukaryota; Fungi; Ascomycota; Sordariomycetes; Magnaporthales; Pyriculariaceae
Exons: 2
Coding region: 39-719 (226 amino acids)
Source: RefSeq, a predicted model, not a curated record